Lindgomyces ingoldianus is the source of this 2182-nucleotide messenger RNA. Its product is annotated as MFS general substrate transporter. Gene Ontology annotation, biological process: transmembrane transport. Gene Ontology annotation, molecular function: transmembrane transporter activity. Bases 102 to 2000 code for a protein of 632 amino acids. NCBI's taxonomy places the organism in Eukaryota, Fungi, Ascomycota, Dothideomycetes, Pleosporales, Lindgomycetaceae. The record is from RefSeq and is a predicted model, not a curated record. The transcript has a single exon.
CUUCAAUCAAUGAUCUAAUCAACCCGAAAUAUUUCUCACGUCCUUAAUAUCUAGAGGACCUGCGUCUACUUUCACCACCAAAUCCUCAUCACUUCGUCAAUAUGACCUUCAAACACACACCACUUCGACGCUCGAAACUCGAACACACGCGUUGGCCUUCACAGGAUUCACAGUACGUUGCCUCAACACAUACGGCAGAGUUCCGCCAGGAUGAUCAGCCACCAGACUAUCCGGGACGUGCCAAGGUCGCACUCAUUAUGUUCUCCCUCUACAUCUCCAUUUUCCUCGUCGCGCUCGAUCGUACGAUAAUUGGUCCUGCGAUCCCAGAGAUCACCAAUCAGUUCCACUCCCUCGACGACGUUGGCUGGUACGGUUCCGCAUACAUGUUGACAGCAUGCGGCUUUAUCCUCCUCUACGGUAGAAUCUACACCUUCCUACCCACAAAGUGGGUGUUCUUAUCAGGAAUUCUGCUCUUCGAGAUCGGCUCCGCAAUUUGCGGUGCUGCGCCUAAUUCUCUGAUCCUGAUCGUCGGACGUGCUAUAGCGGGGCUGGGCUCUUCUGGAAUCUUCACAGGUGCCAUCCUUAUCAUGUUGCAUAUCGUUCCUCUGCAUCGUAGGCCGAUGCUCCAAGGUCUCUUUGGCGCCUGCUUCGGCGUUGCAUCUGUCACCGGUCCUUUGUUGGGCGGCGCUUUCACGGGAUCCAAGGCUACAUGGAGAUGGUGUUUCUACAUCAACUUGCCUCUUGGUGCCAUCACCAUUGCGGUAUCUAUGCUCUUCGUUCACCUCGACGAAACAAAGCCAAAACUCCCCUGGAAAGAAAUGUUCAUCAACCUCGACCCUCUCGGCACGCUGAUCUUUAUUCCUUCCAUCACAUGCUUGCUCCUCGCAUUACAGUGGGGAGGAACAGAGCAUGCAUGGUCGGAACCUCGAAUGAUUGCGCUUCUGGCCGUUUUCGCUAUUCUAUUCGUAGCCUUCAUCGCCCUACAGUACCUGACCCGGCGCACCACAGCCACAGUUCCGGCCCGCAUCAUCUUCCAGCGCAGUGUUGCAUUUGGUGGCUUAUCCCAAUUUUUGGUCGGAUCCACCAUGCUGACUGUGUCAAUUUAUCUCCCAAUCUGGUUUCAAGCAAUCAAAGAUGCAUCUGCGAUGAAGUCAGGGAUCGAUAUGAUACCGCUUGUUCUUUCCGUGGUCGUCGGAUCAAUCCUUAGUGGUGGCUUGGUCCAACGAUUUGGCUACUACACUCCGUUUAUGAUUAUGGGUUCGAUUCUGAUGUCAAUUGGUGCGGGCCUGCUUACAACUUGGACUGCAAACACCGGCCACUCCGAAUGGAUUGGAUAUCAAGUCAUCCUCGGUCUCGGAGUGGGGUUUUCUAUGCAACACCCCAACCUCGCGGUCCAAAUCGUUUUACCAAAAGAAGAUGUUCCAUCGGGUACCGCACUGCUGUCAUUCUGUCAGACUCUAGGCGGGGCAGUAUUCGUCGCUGUGGGCCAAAACGUUUUCAUGGACAAAUUCAUAAUGAAGCUCGGGGACAUCAGAGGCAUCGACCCAAUGCACGUUCUCCACUUAGGUGCGACGUCUUUUAGAGGCGCCGUGCCAGUGAGUCUCCAGCCACUGGUGAAGGAGGCUUACAACUACAGUCUUGUCAAGGGCACAUUUUUCGUGGCUCUCAUAGUCGCUUGCUUGAGCUUUUUGGCUGCUAUUGGGAUGGAGUGGCGUAGUGUCAAAGAAGUGGCGGCACCACCUGCAGGAGCUUAUCCUGUAAGGGACGAGGAGGAGAGUCUGAGUUUUGAGGCCUUCCGCCAGAACGCAGGCGCAGAGCUGGCAGUUAUUCGACAUGUUUCCCGUGAUUUUGAGUCUGAGAUGUCAUCAAUUAUCAUUGAUACAUUCUCGCACGACGACAUCGAGUCGCCGAUAUCAUCGAGGUAUUCGGCUUGGUCCUUUCGCGGAGCUCAGUCCGAAAUGUCACUUGCUCUGGAGAGGAAGCCUGUUGAGACGCUAUGAUCCUAAGGAUCCCGGGUUCUGGGAACGCCUUUGCCGUCGGAAGCUGGGGUUGAUGAUUCUAUUCAUGGAUCAAUUACCCGGACCCACAGCAUUCCUUGUAUCUGCACUCAGCAAAUCUAAACGUCGCAACUAGAUAAUGAAAUCCUGAAUACGAAGCUCAGAUAAGCAAGUCUUGCAAACAA